CAAAAAUUAAAAAAAAAAAUCGAUGUAUCGAUGUCACAAUCGGUUUUUUUUGCACUUCUAAUCAGCUGUAGAAAAGUUUGUAUUUUGUUUGCGCUGCAAUUUAAAACAAAAAUUGCAUUUUCAUAAAUGGAAAUCACUUUGGCGUUGCUCAAACCUCACGUGGUUCGCAAUGUCUACGCAUUCCAGCAGAUCAAGCAAAUAAUUCAGGAAAACUUCACCGUGCUGCACUCGAAGGAGGUUCAUAUUACGAAACAGUUGUCGGAACAUUUCUAUGCAGAACACAAAGGCAAAUUCUUCUACAAUAGAUUGGUUACAUUCAUGGGCAGCGGUCCCUGCCACGCGUUCAUCCUACAAUCGAAAGACAGCAUAGCUAAGUGGCGCGGUCUAAUGGGACCCACGAAAGUUUACAGGGCUGUAUAUUCCCACCCAGAUUGUAUACGCGCACUGUAUGGUUUGUCUGAUACGCGUAAUGCAUGUCAUGGUUCUGAUAGCCAAGAAUCGGCGACACGUGAGAUUUCUAUAAUAUUUCCAGAAUUAGAUGAAAAUCAAUUUACAACGGCUGAUAGCUAACAGAAGAAGAAAUAGCUGAAAGGCACACUUUGUUAGAUUCGGAACUGAAAAUACUAUGCUUCCUUGAUUCCCUU
Messenger RNA from Rhagoletis pomonella (apple maggot), 644 nucleotides. It is a transcript of the gene nmdyn-D6, whose product is annotated as nucleoside diphosphate kinase 6. Gene Ontology annotation, molecular function: nucleoside diphosphate kinase activity. The coding region runs from base 127 to 570 and encodes 147 amino acids. Gene Ontology annotation, biological process: GTP biosynthetic process; negative regulation of oxidative stress-induced intrinsic apoptotic signaling pathway; UTP biosynthetic process. The record is from RefSeq and is a predicted model, not a curated record. The transcript has 2 exons. Lineage: Eukaryota; Metazoa; Arthropoda; Insecta; Diptera; Tephritidae.